CACUUGACCGUACAGAACGCCCAGAUGGAGAUUAGGGCGUGGAACAUAGCCUCCGUCCGAACUUCCACCACACUGCACCAUACGAGUAUCCAACUGCAACAAGCUGAAACCGUUAUUAAAACCACUGUACCACCAGUCGCCUCCGUUCGAGCUCAGGUGAGUGCGAGCGCCUACGUUCCACACCCUAAUAUUCUGAAGAGGUUCCUCCUGAUGCGUACUGCUAUUUCUGUCUCAGGUUAGCGUUUCAGUCUACAGGUUACUAGGUUAGCGUUCCUCUCUAGGUCUCUAGGUUAGCGUUUCAAUCUAUAGGUUCGCGUUUUCGUCUCCUCUGCUUUCGCUUGCCCAGCGCAUCCAACGCGCUAGCAUUUUCCGUUCGCCGUACAAUUCCGCAGUUCGGUCAAGCAUUUGGUAUCAUCAUUGGCUUCACGCGCAGCUAGGUUUUCACCAGAAUACAAGAAUAACAGCUUUCGGAGCCUUUUUUGUUUUAAUCACGAGCAGUUGUAGUCACUAGCAGUUAUGAGGAAGCUGCAGUAUCACGAGCAGCGGCUGCUGCGGAAGGUGAAUUUCUUGCAGUGGAAGAGCGAAAACAACGUUCGCGAACUCGAGGUCAUGCGACGAUACCACAUCACCGAACGCGACGAUUACUCCAAGUACAACCGGCUGUGCGGUAAAAUCACAAAGCUGACGACGUUGCUCAAGAAACUGGACCCCACCGACCCCUUCCGAAUCGAAAUGACUGACCAGCUCAUUAAUAAACUCUACAACAUGGGGGUGAUACCCACGCAAAAGAGCCUGGCACUUUGUGAUAAGAUCUCCGUCUCUUCCUUCUGCAGACGAAGACUGGCAGUGGUGAUGGUGCGACUUAAGAUGGCGGAACACAUGAGAGAGGCAGUGGCGUUUGUGCAGCAGGGCCAUGUGCGCAUUGGCCCGGAAGCUGUGAAAGACCCUGCCUUUCUGGUAACGAGGGCGAUGGAGAAUAUGCUGACGUGGGUUGACACAAGCAAGAUCAAGCAGAAGGUUCUACAGUACAACGAUAAGCUGGACGACUAUGAUUUGCUCAAUUGAAUACACGUGUAAUACCAAGCAAGGGAUGUAACACAAUGUGAAGUGAAUCUCUAUGACAUUACUGAUAUGUCCUAGUGAUGUGGUGAUGAAGGUUCUGUAGCACGUGUACAAGCUAUAUAGUUUAAAAAA
Molecule: messenger RNA, 1194 nt
Organism: Closterium sp. NIES-67
Lineage: Eukaryota; Viridiplantae; Streptophyta; Zygnematophyceae; Desmidiales; Closteriaceae
Source: the annotation of a GenBank genome assembly